Elgaria multicarinata webbii is the source of this 1726-nucleotide messenger RNA. RefSeq names its product chromosome 17 C8orf33 homolog (gene C17H8orf33). Lineage: Eukaryota; Metazoa; Chordata; Lepidosauria; Squamata; Anguidae. The transcript has 9 exons. The record is from RefSeq and is a predicted model, not a curated record. Bases 85 to 1461 code for a protein of 458 amino acids.
UUUCAUGGCAGAGUCUCGGCGUACAGGUGAAAGAUGAUGUAACGACUCACAGAUUGUACAUAAGCUGUGGUGUCAACUUUUCUAAUGGAAGAGGCUCCCAAACCAACACUCCAGGAUGAACUGGAAUGGUGCAUCUCUCAGCUGGAGACCGGCCUUCUGCGUCUCAACCCAACUCCCAAGCAAGCGGAGGAGACCCACCGCAUCCUCGGGGUGCUGCGUUCACGCAAGGCUCCUCUUGUGAAAAAGCGGCAGGUGAUGCACCGCGUCUUUGGGGACUACCGGCUCAAGAUGGCGGAGGAGAGGAAGACAGCCUCACAAACAGGCAUGAGGCCUGAGAAGACGCAAAUACAACCAGGAGAUACUCUCAGUUCAGGCAGCGUGGUGUACAGAAAACAAUCCAGCCACCCCUCUGCAGCAUCGACGUCAUGGUUUGCUCCGUCGCAUAACAGCUUUCAGUUUGACUUCGUUGUUUCUGAGAGAACCUCAGAAGGUAUCAGUGGGACCACAGCAGAAGCACGUGGCGUAGAUGACUCCAGAGAGCGGCCCACUGGUAACGGUCCCUCUGGGACACUGGAUUUUUCCACUGGAACACAGAGCCCCAAAUUUGCUUUCAACUUUGUCAUCCCAGAUGCUUCCCCAUCUCUAUCGGUUGCUGCAGACCCAGGCUCAGAGGCUGAAGUGGAAGCAGCUGCAGAAGUUGCCUCCUUACCCAAAAGAGCCGUAGUGCCGCCAGAGAGAUCAAACUUUCCGAAACCUGAUAGGCCAAAUGUGAUGGACAAUGCAGGUGGAGGAGACGGAGAAUGCCUUACGCAAGAGGUGCCUAAAUCGGAGGCUGCCCAAGUAGCCCUGACGGGAACUAAAGAAACGAAGUUGGCAGCGACAGCUGUUGGGUCAUCCAAGAGGAAAAAGAAAAAGAAACAACCAGUUUUAAAGGUAGUACACAGUGACAGUGUAAGGGGAGACAGCAAGAUCCAUAGCAAAGAUACAUCUGACCAAGCUGAGAAGUGUCAGUCCGAUGAACAGAUGAAGAGGGAGGUGGACUGGUGUGUGGAACAGCUGGAGCUUGGCCUGAAAUCUCAGAAGUCGACUCCCAAGCAGAUGGAUGAGGCGCUCCGGGCCAUCAAGACGUUGCGCAGCGAAAAGGCAGUGCUGGCGAAAAAGCGCCAGCUGAUGCGGGCCAUGUUUGGCGACUACAGAAUGAAGAUGGCCGAGGAAAGGCAGAAGCAACUGAAACUCAUGCAAGCAGCUUCGAAAGCGGCUCACAUCACAGAAGUGGCUGACGGGGCCCACAGGAAGAGCAGCCGGGUUUUCCGCAAGUCCGCGGAAACGGCCAAAAGAGACCAGAGCCCCACAGAUUCCUUUCUUUACCCUCCUGCCACCUCAGCUUGUUCUGGGACAGCCGACGCUUGCUCUUUGGUCUUUGCACCUUCCCAAGAGGAGUUCCGCUUUAAUUUUUUCUAAAGAAGCUUGUUGGAUGCUUUGGGGUUGAUUUUUCAGUGGAUCCUGAACACUUCGUGGAAGUUCCCUUUUAAAAACUAACAGCACCUACCCCAAAAGCUGAGUGUCAGGUACGGCCUGAAAAAACAAAUGGAAACACUUGUACAGUGUAAAAAGCCUGCCCCAAAGCCUGGGGGAGUAGAGAUGGACGUGAUGUAGUGACCGACUGAACAGAUCAAGGAUUUUUUUUCCAACCUUGAGUGAAAUACACAAUAAAUAGGUUUCCAGA